GAGCCGAGUCAAUACUAUCCCGGGCGGAGGUGUGCCAGUCCCAUCCCGGGCGGAGCCGAUCCAAUCCCGUUCCGGGCGGAGCCCUGUCAGUGCUAUCUCGGGCGGAGGUGUGCCAGUCCCGUUCCGGGCGGAGCCGAGUCAGUACUAUCCCGGGCGGAGCCGAGCCGUGUCAGUCCCGUUCCGGCGGAGCCGUGUCAGUGCUAUCCCGGGUGGAGCCGAGCCGUGUCAGUCCCGUUCCGGCGGAGCCGUGUCAGUGCUAUCCCGGGCGGAGCCGAGCCGUGCCAGUCCCGUUCCGGCGGAGCCUCCGCCCCUCCAUGGCCGCCAUGGCCGCUCCGCCGCCCGCCGAGCCCCCGGUGCCCCCCGGCCGCUGCCGCCCGUCGCUGCUCGCCGUGGAGCCGCUGGUGUUCCUGGCCACCGUGUCGCUGGGGCUGCAGGGCCCGCUGGCCACCCAGUACCUGUGGGACCGGCUGGGAGCCGAGCACGGCUACAGCGACCGCAACAGCAGCGACUCUGCCGGCUGCGGGGACGGCAACGCUACCGCCGACCCCCUGCGGCAGGAGGUGGAAGCCCUGGUGUCCCGCUGGAACCUCUACAUCAACCUGGGAGGUUUCUUCGCCUGCCUGUUCUCCGUGACCCUCUUUGGCCCCUGGAGCGACAGCGUGGGCCGGCGCCCGGCGCUGAUCCUGCCGACGGCGGGCAUGGCGCUGCAGACCGGCAUCUACCUGCUGGUCAUGUACCUGGAGCUGCACGUCGCCUUCUUCCUGCUGGGACGCAUCGUGAGCGGCCUCACGGGCGACUACAACCUGAUCCUGGCCAGCUGCUUCUCCUACGUGGCCGACACGAGCGAGCGGCGCGCGCGGACGUUCCGCGUGGCCGUGCUCGAGGCCUGCCUGGGCGUCGCGGGCAUGGUGGCCAGCAUCGGCGGCGGCCAGUGGCGCAAGGCCCAGGGCUACAUCAACCCCUUCUGGCUGGCCUUUGCUGCCAGCCUGGCCGCCACGCUCUACGCCGCUUUCUUCCUGCGGGAGUCGGUGAGGCAGAAGAAGGAGGCCAAGCUGUUCACGCUCAGCCACUACAAGGCUGUGUACCGGCUGUACACGGCGCCGGAGCGCCCCAGCUCCAGGUGGAAGCUGGCUCUGUACUCCCUGGCUUUCUUUGUGAUUGUCACCGUGCAUUUUGGAGCCAAGGACAUUUAUGUUUUGUACGAGCUCGGCUUCCCUCUCUGCUGGACGUCCGACCUCAUCGGGUACGGCUCGGCCGCCAACUACCUGGCUUACCUGAGCAGCCUGGCGGGGCUGAGGCUGCUGCAGCUCUGCCUCGAGGACACCUGGGUGGCAGAGAUAGGACUGCUCUCCAACAUUGCUGGGCUGGUGGUGAUGUCCCUUGCUACCACAACGCCUCUGAUGUUUGCAGGUUAUGGAAUUCUGUUCCUUUCCAUGGCACCCACUCCAGUCAUCAGAUCCAAGCUCUCCAAGCUGGUCAGUGAGACAGAGCAGGGUGCUCUCUUUGCUUCUGUUGCCUGUGUGCAAGGGCUGUGCUCACUUGUGUCUACAGGAGUGUUCAACUCUCUCUACCCUGCCACCCUGCACUUCAUGAGGGGAUUCCCAUUUCUCUUUGGGGCUAUACUCCUCCUUAUUCCAGCAGCUAUCCUUGGGUGGAUACAAAUCUGGGAUUCAAAACACAACUACGACGACGACUUCCAAGAUUCUUCCCUGUCCCCUGCAAAAGACUGAAUUUAACAACAAGGAAUUGGCCAGCACAGCAGUGUCCAGAUGAAAAUUGCACUUUAUUCUUCCCUCAAAGGACAGAUCAGUGUGGGAGGGACACCCUGCUUGUCCUUACUAACUUUUAAAUGCCAAAUAAUUGGAAAUCACAGGAGAAACUUGAUUUGAAGCUGUGAAUGCCUCCUCAAUGCUGUGUUGGCUUAUCUGGGAAAACCCAAGAGACCCAAAAGCCAAUCAAGCUGUUGUGGGCCUUUUGCAAGGCUGAUUUGUGGUUUGGUGGGGGCCAGAAGGCUCUGCUGUGAUUUUAGUUGGGAGAGAGGACUGAGUUCUGGUUUAAUUGCAAAGCAUUUUCCCCUCAGAGUAUUCCAGUGUGCUGCAGAUGAGCACCCAACAGUGUCCUGCUGGGGGGAAGAUCUGUGCUCCAGAUCAUCACAUUGCCAGUAAAAACCCAACAAAUGUGACAUGCCAGACCACAAAAUCCUUAUGGAGAGGGAUAGUUUAGCACAGGAGUGCUGUUGCUGUCCUUACUGACUGAACCAGAUUUAGUUUUGCAAGUCAGAGGUUUCCUAAGGAGAGGAUCUAAUCCAUGGAACUGUGGUAGGAAUGCCAGUGGUAUGUCCUGCCUGUCUGCAGCUCAGCCUAGGAUCUCAGAGGUGCCUUUGAGAAGUAACAGAUCAUCUGAGAAUACUGCAGUGCCAGUAGAAUAAACCCUGGGUUGGGAGGGACCCGUGAGGAUCCUUGAAGCAGCUCCUUCUGUAGGUGCCUUAAUUGACAGUUGCCAAAAACUGUGAAGUUAAGGAGAAAAUUGUCAGAAUUGUUCCCCCUUUAAACAGCAAAGCUGAGCCCCAGUUUGAUAGGUGUGCCCCAGUAAUCUGAAAUCACUGCUGUGCUUGUCCAGAGCCUUCCUCAGCAAGCUGGAGUGGGGACAGGACCAGUGUCUCUAUGAUUAAUCAUUUUUGUUGUAUGUGUAAUCUUGUGUUAAUGACCUCAGUUCUGCUGCCUGUCCUGGGAUCUGUUGAUGCCAGCAAGCAAACUCCAUGGUGCUUAUAAUUGUUCUUUCCAAUGCAUUACCUGUGUUGCUGCAAUCCAUUUUUUUUUCUUCAACGUGCCAUAAAGCAGCAGUUCUGUGCACACUGCACUGCACACACUGUUCAGGUACAUUCAGUAAUGACUUUACUAUUACUUUCAGAAUAAAUAAAACCUCCAUGCUUUUUUUUGGUUAAUUAAACUCUGGGUAUCUUGUGCAGCUGUUAA
This is a messenger RNA of Oenanthe melanoleuca, 2975 nucleotides long. It is a transcript of the gene SLC46A1, whose product is annotated as solute carrier family 46 member 1. Gene Ontology annotation, biological process: transmembrane transport. The coding region runs from base 315 to 1730 and encodes 471 amino acids. Gene Ontology annotation, molecular function: transmembrane transporter activity. The transcript has 5 exons. NCBI's taxonomy places the organism in Eukaryota, Metazoa, Chordata, Aves, Passeriformes, Muscicapidae. The record is from RefSeq and is a predicted model, not a curated record. Gene Ontology annotation, cellular component: plasma membrane.